Messenger RNA from Marchantia polymorpha subsp. ruderalis, 2087 nucleotides. The record is from the annotation of a GenBank genome assembly. Lineage: Eukaryota; Viridiplantae; Streptophyta; Marchantiopsida; Marchantiales; Marchantiaceae.
GCCAGCCUGGGGAGGGCUCCUCAUCCAGUGGAUCUUCCAAUCGUGCUCGCGCGUCAGCACGUUGCUCCGCCAGUGGGCCUCAUUCGAAUUCCGCAAAGUCCGAUCUCGCUUCGUGUGAAUCCAUCAUUCCUCUGCGAUUUCUUCAGCCCAUUCCUCUAGCUCGAUCCGCAGCAUUCCGCCGAUGGGACGGGACCACGGUGGCAAGUCAAUAGCACCAGCAGUUUCCUCGCCCACAAACCAGGAGUGGCUGCACUGUAGGCCGAGCCAGUGGAUCUGAUGGAGGUCAAUCUCGGGGCCUUUUAAGGGCCGCGGCGGUUUCAGAACAUAGAACUCACUCACAGCUUCAGCCCACUCUCUCAGUGGGAAAAGCCGAGCAGAAUUCUUUCACCAUGGACCGAAGGGGGAUUUCAAAUGUGCUCUAUGUGUUCGCCAUAGUUUGGGUUGUUUCUGCCAGGCCCAUUCAGUCGACAUGGCUGUCGGAGGACUUCUACUCGGACGACUGCCCAGACUUGAUGCAAAUCAUGAGAGACGCGAUGAACGUCACCGCAGAAAACGACCCCGUCAAUUUGCCAGCCAUCCUUCGUCUCUUCGCCCAUGACGCCAUGGUCAAUGGUGUCGAUGGUUCCGUCUUGCUGGAUUCGAAGCCGGGCGCCAAGCUGCCAGCAGACAAGGCCGAGAAAGACGCGCCGAUCAACUUGUCGCUCUUCGGAUUCGAGGCCGUGGAAUUCUUGAAGGGCGAGGUCGAAAUGGCGUGCCCGGGGGUCGUCUCGUGCGCCGACGUACUCACCAUCGCUGCGCAGUUAUCGAUCGAGAUGAGCGGCGGACCCGUGUACCAGUCUCUUCUGGGACGCCGCGACGGUAAAGUGUCACGGUACAACGAUGCCGUAGCUCAGCUGCCCACCGAGACCAUGAGCUUGGACCAGCUGAACGCCAAUUUCGCAUCCAUUGGCCUCGAUCAAACGGACCUGGUUGUUCUCAGUGGGGCGCAUACGAUCGGAUUUGCUCACUGCGAAGCCUUCUCGAAGAGAAUCUACAACUUCAGCUCGACGGAUCCAAUUGAUCCGACCAUGGACUGGACUUUGGCUGAUCAGUUGAAGCAUGUGUGCCCUCUGAAGCCUGAUCCUAACACCGUCCAAGCGCUGGACAUCACGACCAUCGAGACUUUUGAUGAGAGUUUCUACUUCAAUCUGCAGAUUAAUGAAGGACUUUUGGCUUCGGAUCAGCUUCUGUACACGAGUGAUGCCACAUCUCCGCUGGUGGACCAAUUCGCCGCUGACAAAACCGCCUUCUUCGACUCUUUCGUUACAUCCAUGAUCAAGCUCGGUAAUGUCGGUGUGCUCACCGGUACCCAGGGAGAGAUUCGAGAAGUUUGCAGUAUGGUGAACCCAUCGCCCCCACCACCACCGAGGGCUUCUCCACCCCCACCACCUCCAAGGGCUUCUCCUCCCCCACCACCUCCAAGGGCUUCUCCUCCACCGCCACCAAGGGCAUCCCCACCACCACCUCCAAGGGCUUCUCCCCCACCACCACCAAGAGCAUCCCCUCCACCACCUCCAAGGGCGUCUCCACCCCCGCCACCAAGAGCAUCCCCUCCACCCCCACCCCCGUCACCAUCGCCUCCACCACCCCCAUCGGCAUUGUAACAGCUUCAACACCAUGAAUUCAUAACAGAUCGAGAACAGCACCCGUAGAGAUCGUUUCAAAUUCACACUCUUUUGCAGCACCUUGGAAUAUUUGUGACACUGUCUUACUCUGGACCAACUCCUGCGAGUCGACUUUAAUUUACUUUCACGAGGCCAAGCAUUUCCCUGCUGUGCACUUUAUACAUCAAACUGUCACCCGAAAUAUCUUCGUUCAGAGGGAAGAUUUAGUAGGGUGCUCGGACUAACAGGCACUUUACGUGCUGCUGAUGAUAGAUGUAGUAUUGGAUGAAGGAGGAACUAAUUCUGAUGAUCUGAUCCACGUAAAUGACGGAACUAGUAGAAGUAAUUAUAAAUUGAAGUUAGCGUUUGCACCUUGAAUAAAAGGUGAUCUACCCACUGAUGUUCAGACAAUUGUCAGCUUUUGUGGCUUGAAUAAAAGUGAUG